This is a messenger RNA of Loxodonta africana (African savanna elephant), 2664 nucleotides long. RefSeq names its product extracellular calcium-sensing receptor-like. Gene Ontology annotation, molecular function: G protein-coupled receptor activity. Gene Ontology annotation, biological process: G protein-coupled receptor signaling pathway. NCBI's taxonomy places the organism in Eukaryota, Metazoa, Chordata, Mammalia, Proboscidea, Elephantidae. Gene Ontology annotation, cellular component: plasma membrane. The record is from RefSeq and is a predicted model, not a curated record.
AUGGCGAAUGCAGGUGCCACCUGCAGGUGCUACUCAGCCACCUUCUCAGGCAUGUGGCUGUACUCCCUGCUCCUUGCCAUCAUGGAGUCCUUCUCUGGGGUGUCACUUUCUAAGCCAACAAGCUGGGGAUCAGCAGGGAAGAGGCUCUGCUUUGAACAGCCUGGGGAUGUGGUGGUUGGAGGCACCUUCGCCAUCUUCUACUUUGAUGAAGUCUCCCUGCUCAAGUUUACUUCUCCACCAGCUGCCUUGGCAUCCUCAAACCUUAACAUAUGGGGCUACCUGGUGUCCCAGGGCUUGGUCUUUGCCACUGAGGAGAUCAACAGAGACUCCCGCCUGCUGCCCAACCUCACACUGGGCUUCUCCAUCUGGAACUCCGGGGACUUGGUGUCUGGAGCCCUCCACGAGGCCAUGGCCUUCCUCACGGGCCAGGAGGAACCCAUCCCCAACUACACGUGUCAGGCCAGCCCUCCCCGAGUUGCCCUGGUCAGAGACACACGGUCUGCCGUGUCCAUCCCCUUGGCCAGGUUGCUGGGGCUCCACAAAUUCCCCCAGGUCAGCUACGCUUCCACUCUGGCUGGCCUCAGCGACAAGACCCAGUUCCCGUCCUUCAUGCGGACAGUGGCCAGUGACCUCACGAGCUCCCACAUGGUGGCCCAGCUGGUGCUCCACUUCGGACACUCCUGAGUGGGCAUUCUGGCCCAGGAUGAUAACUAUGGCCAGCAGGGCAGUGCUCUAGCGACCCAGGAACUGGUUCAGGCCCACGUAUGUAUUGAGUUCAACCUCCAUGUCCCUUCCCAAGAGUCCCUGGAGAAGACCCGUGCCAUCGUCCACAGAAUGAAAGCCUGCACUGCAAAGGCCAUUCUGGUCUUCCUGAGUAAUAAAAAUUUCCAACUUGUUCUGCAGGGGCUGUUGGGAAGUGGGGUUGUGGGCCGGAUAUGGGUCAGCCAGGACACACUGCACAGCAUGCUGGCCCUGGCAAUCCCAGGCAUCUCCCAGGUCCUACAGAGCUCCUUCGGCCUUAAGCUGCUGCACCACCGCCAGGUCCCCGGCUUCCUGGAAUUCCUCGCUCACCUACACCCUGCCUGGACACCAGAAGACAUACUCACCCAGAGGUUCUGGGAGGUCACCUUUGGAUGGACAUGGCCCUACAGGAGCCCAGGGCCAGCAGAGAACAGUACAGCUGCAGGAGGGGUCCGAUUCUGCUCAGGGAAUGAGAGUCUAACAGGCCACAAGUACCCUUUCCAGAAUGUGAGUAACUUGCACCCCACAUACCCAGCAGUCUACUGUGUUGCCCACGCUCUGCAGGACCUGAUCACCUGUGAGCAUGAUGAUGGGCGAUGUGUAGACUCUCGACGCUUUCAGCCCUGGCAGUAAGAGGGAAAAAUUCUGCAUCACCUCAGGAAGGUGCAUUUCAAGACCCCUGAUGGGAAAGAUAUCAUUUUUGAUGCCAAUGGAGAUAUAGUUACAGAAUUUGACAUUCUCCAAGGGCAGAAAACCCCUGAGGACUUAUUCCACUUUGUCCACAUCGGCACCACUGACCAUAGAUCCUCUUCAGGGGACAGAGUGACCAUCCACUGGACAAAGGAAGAGCCGCAGGUCCCUUGCUCUGUUUGCAGCACCAGUUGCACUCCAGACUUCAGCCAGAUCCCCCAACAGGGUGCCCCCAACUCUUGUUUCGAGUGCAGACCCUGCCCCGAGGGGCAAUUUGCAAACCAGACAGACAUGAAGUGGUGUCUUCUCUGCCCUAUGGACCAGUACUCCAGCCAUGCCAGAGACCACUGCCUCCCCAGGACUGAGAAUUUCCUGGCCUUUGAUGAGCCCCUGAGGCUCAUGCUGACCUCAGCAGCACUCACACUAGCUACCCUGGCAUUGUUGGUCCUGGUGGUAUUCCUGAAAUACCAGGACACACCUGUCGUCAGGGCCAACAACAGGGCUCUCAGCUACACGCUCCUGGCCUCUCUUGCUCUUUGUGCCAUCUGCCCCUUGCUCUUCCUUGGCCGUCCCACCGUUGCCACCUGCCUCCUCCGCCAGACCACUUUUGCCGUCGUGUUCACCAUGGCCGUCUCUUCCGUCCUGGCUAAAACCACUGUGGCCCUGGCCUUCAGGGUCACCAGGCCAGGGGGCAGGGUGUGGGUGUGCCUGGGACCUGGCAUUUCCACCUCUGUCAUCCUUGUAGCCUCCUUGGUCCAAGUAAUUCUCUGUGGGAUCUGGCUGGGUACCUCCCCACCAUUCCCGCACAGGGACAUGGCCUCCGAGCCCAGCCACGUCAUUGUCCAGUGCCAUGAGGGCUCCAGAGCCGCCUUCUCCUAUGUGCUGGGCUACUUGGGCCUCCUGGCUGGGGGCACCUUCUCAGUGGCCUUCUUUGCCAGGGAUCUUCCUGAUGCCUUCAACAAGACCAAGUUCCUCACCUUCAGCAUGCUGCUCUUUUGCAGCAUCUGGGUGGCCUUCCUGCCCCUCUACCACAGUGCCCACGGCAAGGCCACCGUGGCUGUGGAGAUUUUCUCCAUCCUGGCCUCCACCGCGGGGCUGCUGUGCGGUACCUUCCUGCCCAAGUGCUACAUCAUCCUGCUGAGGCCUGAGUGGAACACCCCGGCCCACCUGAGGAAUAGAUUCUAGGCUCGGCAGGACAGGCAGAGUGAGGAGCUCCAUGGCAGGAGUCUUUAA